Molecule: messenger RNA, 3858 nt
Organism: Lindgomyces ingoldianus
Lineage: Eukaryota; Fungi; Ascomycota; Dothideomycetes; Pleosporales; Lindgomycetaceae
Exons: 17
Coding region: 1-3858 (1285 amino acids)
Source: RefSeq, a predicted model, not a curated record
AUGUCUGACUAUUCAACUGGAUUGGGAAUUCACUGUCAUCAUUCAUUGUUGACACCUCAAGAACGGGACGACAGCCGCCAUCGGCGUUUUGAGAUGGAGCUUGAACUACUAGAACAUCAUGGAAGUUUGGGAAACCCCCGCGGCGAUAUGUACCUCAUCCUAUUCGCUCUCGCAUCAGAAUUUGAAAACCCCCUCGGUGUUAUUUUUGUAAAUGCACAGAGCGAUAUUAGUAUCAGUUCUUUCAAUACUCUAUAUCUCUUUUGGCUUUUGUAUUUUGUCGAGAAGACCCCACCUAGUGUAGAAGAAGAUAUCAAUGCUCGGUUAGUAUGCAACCCUAACUUCUUGAUUAUUUAUCAAAACUCUAAAAAAAUAUUUACGGGAACCCAUGCGCGCACUCACAGUGCCAUCAAGAGAAAGUUAAUUGUCUCUAAUGACUUCUUGAAGCACCUCAAGCAAAUGGAGCUAUUCCAGAAAGGGCGAGAGUGCCUAUGCAGUAUAUUGCUCUCAACACAGCUUUCAUGCUACCUCCCUGACCUUGUAAUGGAUCUCAUCUCCAGCCCAGCGGCUUCGCCAUCAAGCUCUUCGGGGUCAAUGGUAAACGCUUGUCGGCUGGACAUCGAGUUCUACUCCAUUCCUGCACUUAAGCUCGCAGAUGCCAAAACAACGAAAGAAACCAUCGAUCUCUGGUGCGGGGGCGAUUCCUUCGAACUCCACAAGAAUCUCGAAGCACGCGCAGACACCAACCUCCAAAAAGUGCAAAUGAAGUUCUAUCCACAGGCCGCAUAUCGAUUCGGUGAUUUCGUAGCGAAAUAUGUAUUAAACCAUACGGCAUGGCGAUUGGCGUGUCGCCCUGAAUGGUCUGAAAUUGGUAAGGGAGGACAAUGGUACAGGCGAGAAACGUCGCACAGUGAAGAAAAUAGUGAACAAGAGAUCCAUCGCAUACCUAUAUAUCAACACAGUGCAGUGCCUGCGGUCAGGAAGAUGGACAACCUUCAGCGGAAGUGUGGCUGUUGUGGCGUAACAUCUUUCCUAUUCAAGAUUGCGGUAGCCGUUUUAGGGUGCGGUGAAGCGGAAACUCAGCCCUGCGUCAACCUCCAAUCAUCAUCCACAACGCCUCAGGCAACCUCGCAUCACCAUGUAUCAUUGAACUAUCGUGCAAUCCUCUACAUUUUCCUAGUUCAGCUUGGCUACAGCAUACAAACCGUGCUACCCAGCAUUCCCGCAAUCCUCGCGAGCACGGAGUCUCUUGAGGCGAUCGGUAUGAACGUUUUUGACACGAGGGCACUCGUUCAAACCCGAUUAUCAGGCCCAAAGUCACAGAAACGGAAGGCUCAACAUCGGGUCACGAAGCAUCGCGACAACUGCCCACCUAACGCCCAACCUGAUGGCAUAUUCUCAUGCUUCUCACUAGCAGGUGAGGAUGUUGGCAUUCCUCGGAGAUCUAGGUUCGACCCCACCCGAAAGGAAGAAACUUCUGAAGAGAGCUGUAUGUUGAGACAACAUCGUACCACACACUACUUGCAUCCCAUCUCUAACUUCGUGCAGUGCUCUGGAGAGGACCCAUGCAAGACUUUGUAUCCGGCCUUCCUUCCAGACGAUGAACAUCUUUGGCAGAGGUACGUCCAACAGAUCUACAGCAUGAAGCUUCGAGAUGUUCAUCUCUUCACAGGAAGUCAUUCCCCAGACCAGAAACAUAUCGAGUGGAUCAUGGAAGAUCUUCUUGACGACGAUGUUUCCCUAGACUUCCACAUACCCUUUGCGCUCAACGUGGAAGCUGCAUCAGCACACCUUGCAAGUUGGUUGUCUGAUGAUGACGCUCCUUCUACGUUCAGUGUGGUUGGCGUUUUCUCAUGCAGCACCAACACCAAUCUCUUAGAACACGAACUGGACCCUAAUUUGGGGAAGGAUCUCCGGCUUUUUGUUCACCUUACGACCCACCUGUACACAACAGAUAUGCAGGGUGGGUAUCGUGAAUAUUCGGAUGAAGAAAUUCAAUCAGUGCGCGACUUUGUUGGACAGCGCUUACUACUCGCGCUGGAUACCCUUCUCAGACCCUCGGAGCUCGAAGCAACUGGCGAAAAGCUCGGCAAGUUGAAGGCAUUGUUUUUGUUAAUAUUAGGGACUACGGUUGGGAUGAGGUACACCUGCCCCGAGAUUAUUGACGGCACCGCGUCUGAGGGCCAUGACCUCGAAUCAAAACCCGAGGCCCUCGUACGUCUUUUAUGUCAUUACCUCAUCUACAUCGGAAAAGCCACCUCACUUCUGGAGAAUUCAAGCGACGAAAAGACUUUAGUCGGCAAAUGGAAAAGCCAGUGGAAUAAGCCCGCUGCGUUUACCUGGAACUGCACUAAGGGACUUGAAAUGCACUACCGGAUUGAACCUCCUGCCGACUGGAUAGUUUCCAACUCUGAAGAUGAGUCCAUGAGCAGCAUCGAUAUUGAUCUGGAUGACCUGGACGAUGGCGCAGAGUUUACGCUAAACGGGGACCUCUUGAAGUGCGGAGCGUGUCAGACGUUUUGGUCAAGUCUCGACAAAAACGGGUUUUGCCAGAACUGUCAGCCUGCGUUUAGCAAUGAUUGUGUAUUUCAAAGCCUUGCUUUGGUUGAUCCUCCCAGUUUCACUAGUGAGGACAGCUUCAGCAGCGACAUUAAUUCAAACUGGAAUGCCUAUCAGUAUUAUUACUCGCCAGUGCUCCCUAGCGAUGUGGACACUACAUCCCACCAUACCACCACCGUCUCAGAACCCAAAUGCGACGAACAUCGCAAAACGCUAGAGCCCUUUGUUGGCAGCGGGGCUUCUAAUACUCCUUUUUGUCUGGCCGUGAGAAACCUUGCGGCAUGUCAAAAUGAUCUACUACCUAGCGACAAAGUAACCACUUCAGACACUACCUGUCUAGAUCCACUUACUACGCCUGACGACAGUCCCCUUGAAGGGAGGCCUAAGCGAAGACGAAUUACUAGAAGAGAUCCAGGGGACGUUCCUGACCAUGCAUGUCAACCGGAUUGCCAAGAUGUACAGACCACGAGGAAUCCUAGUUACUGUUCGCAAUGUAAAAUGGUUCCUGAGAAGUUCAUCACAGCAAAUUUACCAACGCAAGAUCUUUGCACUCAUUGCGCACAAAAAUCGCAGAACUUCGACAUACCACCAAUGCUGCAGCUCUCUAGCGACAAGCUCGCAGACAUUUACUCCAACCUAUUUGACAACCCACUUCAAAGCUUGGAAGUGAUGUACAUGUCUCAGACAGGAGCGUGCGCAACCUUCAACGGCAAGAAAGAUAUUCCGGGCGAUAAAAUGGAAAUGACCACUCCACGCCGAAAAUAUCAAUGCGAGGCUCGGACGCUACGCCAAGUACAAAAGGAUCAAUGCACAAAACCAAUCAUGACCGAGUUUUCUCAUUGUCGCUCUUAUAAAACUCUUCGAAAACACCAUUGGUUAGAUUCAACAACUCCACAAGGAGCCACCAGAGCUUCCAAUCCUGUUCCUGCUCUACCUCCAGCGGGCCUACAUGAAACAUUGAAGAGGAAAUGGGCUUGUUCCUAUGUUUCUACAAACAGCACAGAAGACGUUGCACCUUGGAAGCGGUUUAGUGGCACUUGGUCUCAGAGAUUGGAUAUGUCAACACCCUGGAAUAUCGAACCUUUAUGUAAUGAAGCUUGGAGACCCUAUUCACCCCCUCAGGCAUCUUAUAUAACCUGGGGUAACACUUCUACAAACGAGGUAGAAGAGCCUUCCCUUUCCCCUAGCAAUAUUACGCAGGCAGUAUGUGAUGCGCCCUCCGUUGAGGAUCUUUGCGCUAAUGGGGUUCUGAGCCGGGAGAAAGACGGUAUGGGGAUGAAAACGCCUAAACUUCUUAUUUGA